Molecule: messenger RNA, 1365 nt
Organism: Rotaria sp. Silwood2
Lineage: Eukaryota; Metazoa; Rotifera; Eurotatoria; Philodinida; Philodinidae
Source: the annotation of a GenBank genome assembly
AUGGACGCUUUAACAAGUACCCCUCCCCCAAUAUCAUCAACAAUCAUGAAUGGUGAUAAACUUUCAGGACAAUUAAUUAUUAAAGCUCAAUUAGGUGAUGAUAUUCGUAAAAUGAUGAUACAUAAUGAAGAUUUAACAUUAAACGAACUCGUCCUUAUGAUGGAACGUGUAUUUUCUGGUAAAAUUUCAAAUUCCGAUGAAAUAACUAUAAAAUAUGUAGAUGACGAUGAUGAUAAAAUAACUUUAUUAAAUGAUAGUGAUUUAACUGUUGCAUUACAUUUUCAUAAUAUUCUUCGUUUAUUUGUAUUUGUUAAUGGUAACGAACAAACAAAUACGAAUUCAACAGAUAAUCUUACUAAAGAGGAUAGUUUAAUUGAUGCUAAAACAUUUCGUAAUGAAUUACAACAAAUUCGCAAUUCAGUACAAACAAUUCUCGAUCGACUUCAAUUAUCACCAAAUGAAGUUUCAUCACCACCAACGACAACAGCUCCUACAUCAACUGUUGUUCCAAGUACAACACGUGAAUUUGAUCCAUGUAAAAGUUUACAACAACAACAACAACAACAACAACGUUCAGCUACUCCAGAUAGUACAUCAUCAUAUGGAAAUCGUCUAGGUAAUAACGAACAUGCAACAGCACCAACAGUUGAUACGCAAAAAGUCGAAUCAACGAACACAAACCAAAUACCAUUCUCUACAUUUCCUCAGACACAAAUGCCAACACCACAUUUUAUGCCAACAGGUUUCAAUAAUGAACAACAAGCAAAACCAAAUAUGUUUGGUCCUCCACCAACAACAUAUUCUGGUAUGCCACCUUUACCUAACAAUCCCCCUCCUCAAUACCCUCCUUCUGCUACUACUUCGAAUACCAAUACACCGCCAACAUUAAAUCCUUCUUCUACUCCACCACCUUCAUCUGCUGGUCAAUCAUCUGGAUUUAUGGGUCAACAAGCAUCACCUCUUUCACAGCAAGGAGGGUUUUAUGGUCAGCAACAAGCUUUAUUUCAACAAAGACCACCUCUUGGAAAUUUUAAUGCUAAUAAUACAUUUGCUUCGCCACAAACAACACAAUUACCAUCAAACUCACAGCCAGCAACAAUUAAUCCAUCAUUUAUGCAGCCACCACCGUCAAACUCACAGCAAGCAACAAUGAAUCCAUCAUUUAUGCAGCCACCACCAUCAAACUCACAGCCAGCAACAAUGAAUCCAUCAUUUAUGCAGCCACCACCAUCAAAUUCACAACCAGCAACAAUCAAUCCAUCAUUUGUUCAACCACCACCAAUGACUGCUCAACAACCUUAUGGAACUUAUCCUCCACCAAAUUCAUAUUAUAAUCCAAUGCAACAAUAUCCUAAUACAUCAUAA